AUGUCAUCAUUGCCAAAACUGCUUCCCGAAAUUUUAAUAGAAAUAUUAAAUUACUUGAAAAUUCCAUUAUUCCUAGGUCUCAAAGAACGACAACGCGUAAACUUGCAAUCUCUAUAUUCUUGUCUGUGUGUAUCUAAACAAUGGUGCAAUAUCGUUGCUCCGCUAUUAUGGGAUCAACCAUUCAGUUAUAUUGAUUAUCAAUCUGAUAGUGAUAGAUUAAUGCUUGUUAAUGUCUACCUUGGAUCCAUUUCUCAAUCAGAACGCGAGAAUAUUGAAGCAACUGGAAUCACAUUUCCCAAAAAUUUACGGCAACCAUACCUUGAUUAUCCGUCAUAUCUCAAGAAUUUGCACUACGGUGUUUUAUUAAAUGCCGUACAACUGUGGUGUAGAAAAAAUUCAGAGAAAAAUGUAAAUCCGUUGUCUGUUCAACUACUUAUGAACGAAGAAAAUAAUCAAGAACCUGAAGAAGAGAAAGGUCUCAUGUCUCGUUGCUGGU
Messenger RNA from Ambispora leptoticha, 496 nucleotides. Lineage: Eukaryota; Fungi; Glomeromycota; Glomeromycetes; Archaeosporales; Ambisporaceae. The record is from the annotation of a GenBank genome assembly.